CGAUCGUGGCAAAAGUUUGGUGAGCAUGAGAAAGUUGGCACUACCUUUAUUGAACGAUCUUUUCGCCCGUGCUUAUCGCCUUGUUCUUAAAUUCAAUUCGAGUCCCUAGCCACAAUCGAAGAUGGGUAGGGAGGACAAGGCAACCUGGAAAUCCAACUAUUUUACAAAACUAAUCCAACUUUUGGAAGAAUAUCCAAAAUGUUUCAUUGUGGGCGCAGACAAUGUCGGCUCGAAGCAAAUGCAGCAAAUCCGCAUUUCGCUCAGAGGAUCUGCUGUGGUCCUUAUGGGUAAGAACACCAUGAUGCGUAAAGCAAUCAAGGGACAUCUUGAAUCCAAUCCUUCUUUGGAAAAAAUUUUGCCCCAUAUCAAGGGCAAUGUGGGCUUUGUUUUUACACGUGGAGAUCUUGUUGAAAUCAGAGACAAAUUAUUGGAGAACAAGGUCCGUGCCCCAGCUCGUGCUGGUGCUAUUGCCCCUCUACCGGUUGUAAUCCCAGCUCAGAAUACUGGACUACCACCUGAAAAAACUUCUUUCUUUCAAGCUUUGAGUAUCCCAACGAAAAUUGCUAAGGGUACUAUUGAAAUCGUUAAUGAUGUCAACAUUCUGAAGCCUGGAGACAAAGUGGGUGCUUCAGAAGCAACUCUUCUGAAUAUGUUAAAUAUUUCUCCAUUUUCAUACGGUUUGCAAGUAGUUCAGGUUUAUGAUUCUGGCACUAUUUUUGCUCCAGCCAUUUUGGACAUAAAACCUGAAGAUUUAAGAGAGAGGUUUUUGGCAGGAGUGGCUAACAUAGCAUCUGUAUGUUUAACAAUUGGCUAUCCAACUGUUGCUUCUGUGCCACAUAGUAUCGCUAAUGGGUUCAAAAAUCUUCUGGCCCUUGCAGCAGUUACUGACAUCGACUUUAAGGAGGCUGCUACAAUCAAGGAGUAUAUUAAGGAUCCAUCUAAGUUUGCAGCUGCUGCGGCCCCAGCUGCUGCAGCUCCUGCAGCCGCUGCUCCAGAAGCUAAGAAGGAAGAAAAGAAAGAGGAGUCUGAAGAAGAAGAUGACGAUAUGGGAUUCAGUCUUUUUGAUUAGAUUGAUUGUUGCUUUGCUAAGCCAGACUGUCAAUAAAGAAUGAAACUGUU
This is a messenger RNA of Cylas formicarius (sweet potato weevil), 1119 nucleotides long. RefSeq names its product large ribosomal subunit protein uL10 (gene RpLP0). Gene Ontology annotation, biological process: ribosomal large subunit assembly; ribosome biogenesis; cytoplasmic translation. The transcript has 5 exons. The record is from RefSeq and is a predicted model, not a curated record. NCBI's taxonomy places the organism in Eukaryota, Metazoa, Arthropoda, Insecta, Coleoptera, Brentidae. Gene Ontology annotation, cellular component: cytosolic large ribosomal subunit. Bases 122 to 1069 code for a protein of 315 amino acids. Gene Ontology annotation, molecular function: structural constituent of ribosome; large ribosomal subunit rRNA binding.